Corylus avellana is the source of this 3507-nucleotide messenger RNA. RefSeq names its product Transducin/WD40 repeat-like superfamily protein (gene DAW1). Gene Ontology annotation, biological process: Golgi to plasma membrane transport; exocytosis. Gene Ontology annotation, cellular component: plasma membrane; cytoplasm. NCBI's taxonomy places the organism in Eukaryota, Viridiplantae, Streptophyta, Magnoliopsida, Fagales, Betulaceae. Gene Ontology annotation, molecular function: syntaxin binding; GTPase activator activity; myosin II binding. The record is from RefSeq and is a predicted model, not a curated record.
UCAACUGCUGCAACUCUCUCUUUCUCUCUUCGGUUAUCUCAAAGCAGAUUUUGGCUUCGCUUGUCAUAUUCAAUUCAUUUUGUUUGUUAUUGGGUUCUUUGCUUUCUUUCCAUCUGAGUGCUGAUUCAAAGAACAUCAUCCAAUGUUUGUCAAGAAGCUUGUUGAGAAGGCUGCAAAGAAGCCUGGAGGAAGUUCUGAUGGUUUGAAAUCAAGUGAGGUAGACCCACGAGUUGUGUUCCAUUAUGGGAUCCCCUCUGGAUCUACCAUGUUCGCUUAUGACUCCAUUCAAAAGAUACUUGCAAUUUCUACAAAGUAUGGCCGAAUCAAGUUAUUUGGAAAAGAUAACACUCAGGCUGUACUUGAAUCAAACGAGAUAGUACCAAGCAAAUUUUUGCAGUUUAUGGAGAACCAAGGCAUCCUUCUAAAUGUGACGUUGAAGAAUCACCUCGAGGUUUGGGACAUAGACAAGAAGGUGUUAUCUCAUGUGCACGUUUUUAAGGAAGAAAUUACCUCCUUUACAGUCAUGCGUCACAGUUGUUACAUGUAUGUUGGAGAUUCUAAUGGUAAUAUUUCAGUUUUGAAGCUUCAAGAAGGACCAUUUGGUAUAGUACAAAUGAAAUACACUAUACCUCUCUCAGUUUCUCAUGGGAAUAUAACUGAAGUGUCUGGUGAUACUGCUGUGCUGCAUAUUCUACCUCAACCAACAGCUGAAAGUAAGAGACUUCUUAUAAUAUUUAGAGAUGGCUUAAUUGCAUUAUGGGAAAUUCGAGAAAGCAAGUCCAUUUUCACAACAGGUGGAAAUAUGUUGCAAUCACUCUCUCAUGAAGCAAAGAAAGUGACUUCUGCAUGCUGGGCAUGCCCUUUUGGAAGUAAAGUUGUUGUUGGGUACAGCAAUGGAGAGAUUUUCAUAUGGAGUAUUCCUUCUACCACAACUCCAAGGACCGCUACAGCAUCAGACCAUGGUUCUCAAAAUGUUCCUAUAAGUAAACUUAAUCUCGGGUAUAAGAUAGACAAAAUUCCUAUAGCAUCAUUAAAAUGGGCUUAUGCAGAAGGGAAAGCGAGUCGCCUAUAUGUUAUGGGUGCCUCCAACUCUGUUUCAGGAAAUUUUUUGCAGGUAAUGUUGUUGAAUGAGCAUACUGAAUCUCGCACAAUUAAGUUGGGGCUUCAUUUGCCUGAGCCUUGCAUUGACAUGGAGAUAAUUUCUAGCAGUGAGCAAUACAAACAUAAACAAGAUUGUCUCCUUUUGCUUGGAAAAUCAGGAACUGUUUAUGCCUAUGAUGAUUGUUUGAUUGAAAAGUAUCUUCUACAAUGCCAAUCUAAGUCUCCAACCUCACUCCCAAAGGAGGUCAAGUUGAAAAUGCCAUUUGCUGAUUCAAGUAUCACUAUAGCAAAAUUUAUUACAGACAGUCCUUGUAUGCUUAGUCCUGCAGAUGAGGAUUACAUUCAAAUGGCAGGAAAUAUUCCACCACUUCUUCCCUCCGAGACAAAACAGAAAGAUAGAAGUCACUUGAAUUCAGCCAACUUUAGUGGAUUUUCGAAGGUUAAAAACUUGUACAUAACUGGACAUAGUGAUGGAGCCAUAAAUUUUUGGGAUGUAUCAUGUCCCUUUGUUAUUCCAAUUUUCUCGCUAAAGCAACAGAGUGAGGAUGAUUUUUCUUUAAGUGGUAUAGCACUGACAGCAUUGUAUUUUGAUGGCAAGUCUCAGCUUCUUGUUUCAGGAGAUCAGAAGGGAACGGUUCGCAUCUUUAAAUUUAAGCCCGAACCGUAUGCCACAGAAAACACUUUCAUGUCACGCUCAGGCAGUACAAAGAAGGGAAACAAUCACAUCAUCCAUAGUGUUAAGCUUAUAAAGAUUAAUGGCUCCGUGCUUUCUAUGAACAUUAGCUGCAGCUCAAGACAUCUUGCUGUUGGGUCUGAUCAAGGAUAUGUUUCUGUAAUUGAUAUGGAAGGGCCCACUCUAUUAUAUCAAAACCAUAUUGCAAGUGAAAUUCGUACUGGUGUCAUCUCUUUGCAAUUCCAAGCCUGCAGUUUACAUGGUUUUGAGAAGAAUGUUUUAGUGGUUGCAACAAUGGAUUCAUCUGUCCUGGCUCUCGACAGUGAUACUGGAAACAUCCUGGGCACUAACAGGGUUCGCCCCAAGAAACCUUCUAAAGCUCUAUUCAUGCAGAUCUUGGAUGGGCGUGAUACAUCAAAUGGUCAAGAUCUGAUCAAAGGGAAUGCCUUGGAGGAUGGCACACCAAAGCUGAUAGCAUUGCUAUGUUCUGAGAAAGCUGUGUAUGUCUAUUCUUUAACGCAUCUUGUUCAGGGAGUUAAGAAGGUGUCCCAUAAGAAGAAGUUUCAGAACUCUUCUUGUUGCUGGGCAUCAACAUUUUAUAGUCACUCUAAUGUUGGGCUUAUACUCCUUUUUACUAGUGGAAAAAUUGAAAUAAGGUCCUUGCCAGAUUUAUCCCUAAUAAAGGAGACGUCAAUAAGAGGUUUCACGUAUUCUACGUCAAAACCAAAUUCAUUCUCUGACAUUUCAAUAUGCGGUUCAUCAGAAGGAGAACUUGUUGUGGUUAAUGGUGAUCAGGAAAUCUUUGUCAUCUCAGUUUUGUUCCAAAAGAAAACCUUUAGGCUUCUGGACACUAUCAGCCACAUUUACAGGAAAGAUUUGAUGCUUUCACAAGAAGGGCUUGCCUGUCAACCCAUUGUCUACAAGGAAAGGAAAAAGGGUAUAUUUAGCUCUGUUAUUAAAGACAUUACAGGCAGUAAAGCAAAGCAUGUACCUCAUGUGGAAAUAGAAGAUGCUAGAGAAAGUAUAGAAGAACUUCACACGAUCUUUUCAACAGCUAACUUUCCAAGUGAAACUGAGAAUAGAGAUAACCUGGUCACGGAUGAAGAGGAAAUAGACUUAGACAUAGAUGACAUCAUCCUUGAUGAUCCUGGAGAAAAGCCUAAAGAACAGAGUAUGUUGACAGCUCUUAAUAAGAAGAAAAUAUCAAGCACAUUUCAGACUUUAAAAGGGAAGUUGAAACAGAUGCAGGGCAAGAACCAGAAGAGUUCCAUCAGUGAAGAGCAGCAAGAGGAGAAGGUCGGUGCAGUUGAUCAAAUUAAGAAGAAAUAUGGGUUUUCUUCAUCUGGUGAAUCUAGAGUUGCUAAAAUGGCAGAAACCAAACUGCAAGAGAACUCGAGUAGGUUGCAGGGGAUUGGCCUGAGAGCUACUGAGAUGCAAGACACAGCAAAGUCAUUCUCAUCUAUGGCAGAACAAGUGCUGCAAAUCGAACAGCAGAAACGAAGCUCAUAAUUCUAAUGGAUAUAUUGAUCAGAAAUGGAUUACAGCAUUGUAAAUUUUUUUUUGUGUGUUUGAUUUGUUUCUGUUUACUUGAUUCUUUGGAAUGUAUACUCAUUUCCAUAUAGCUGGAAGCCUGGAAAAUAAGAUGUGCUGCAGUGUGAUAGUGGAAUACUUUCAGACAGAUAUGUAAAGAAUUGUUUUUGUGUAUAUAAUGGAUGGGAUGGAGAUAUAUACAC